Molecule: messenger RNA, 7987 nt
Organism: Cuscuta epithymum
Lineage: Eukaryota; Viridiplantae; Streptophyta; Magnoliopsida; Solanales; Convolvulaceae
Source: the annotation of a GenBank genome assembly
GUACUUUUGCCCUGUCUUACCCUACCUUACCUCGACCCCACCCAUUUAAAUUAAAAUGUGUCUUUAUUCGAGUGAAAUAAAGUAAUAAACUUUACAUGACAUUUGUACAAUAAGAAAGACGAUUAAGAAUGUAUACAGUAGAUUGAUUUGAUAUGGUUUGAUAUGGCUUUGUCUAUUUAAGCCUUGUUUUUAUUGGGACUGAACUGAUCUGAUUGGUCUAUGUGUAUAAUACAACUGUCAAAAUCUGGUGUGAUAUAUUAUAACUAAUUCCGUCUGUUUAAGGAUGUUUUAAAUUGGACUUAUUUCAGUCUCAUACCAGACCAAAAUCAGACCAGUCGGAGUAGACCGGACUUUAACAUACUGUUGAGUUUAAUCCAACACGAUAUAGUAAAUAUAUGUAUGAACACUCAGUUUUUACGUGGAAACCCGAAAGGGAGAAAACCACGGGACUUUUUAGGCUAAUGUCCAAGCCCUCUCUUUCUCAUUAGGACUCUCCUCACCAUUACAUAGUACAUUUUGAGCUCCUAUUAAUGGAGUCUUGCAAGCUAUUCUAGAAGAGGAAAGAAGAAGGAAGGGAUCCUUUUACAUGGAGGGAAACCUCCUAUUUAUAGGGAAUAGGGGGAAAGGGGGCUCUCCACCCUAACGGGCCGAAUGGGCCAAAAUGGGCCCAAAGGCCGAAACAGGCCUGAUAGGCUAAAAUGGGCCUUACUGAUUGGGCUCCGUACUACGUAAAGUCUUGGGCUCCUGAACAGUAAUAGGCCGGGAUGAUAUAUCCCAACACAAGUCCCCCAGUUUCUUGAGUAGUGAGCGUGCGAAUCUGCUCGAGAAAAUAUAUUCUUGCCUGCGCUCUUCCUCUGUCUUGCUGGAAACUGUGUCUUCACAUAAUCAUAAUAUAUGAGUGAGUGUCUGCACUCCUGAACGUAAUCUGCCGGUGAGGCACCCCCCUUCCCGACGGGGUCGGGCGAAGGGUGCUCCUCCACGGGCACGCUCCCCCUGAAUGCAUCAGGCGAGAGUAGAGGACUCUGACUCGAGCUUUCCAAUCGGAGAAGCUUAGAGGUCCAUGCGUCUAUAAACCGAUGUCGCGGUACUGUCAAAACACGAUGCACAUGUGUAUGUAUGAAUGUAUGAGGUAUGAUGCAUGAAUGCAUGAAUGCAUGUAAUGUAUGGGUGCGAUGUAUGAGAGAAGGAAUGUGAGAUGUGAUAGAAAGCGGUGGCUCUCAUCGAUAAACCGGGCAUGUCAGCGCCGAGGGGCAGACGUGCUGCAUAAGAGACGUUCGUCGCCAUCCUGAAAGGGAUGGGCGACCCUAACGUGAGCCAGACACGAUGGCGCUGGGGCGCUGAUCGUGCUGCAUAAGAGACGUUCGUCGCCAUCCUGGAAGGGAUGGGCGACCCUAACGUGAGCCAGACACGAUGGCGCUGGGGCGCUGAUCGUGCUGCAUAAGAGACGUUCGUCGCCAUCCUGGAAGGGAUGGGCGACCCUAACGUGAGCCAGACACGAUGGCGCUGGGGCGCUGAUCGUGCUGCAUAAGAGACGUUCGUCGCCAUCCUGGAAGGGAUGGGCGACCCUAACGUGAGCCAGACACGAUGGCGCUGGGGCGCUGAUCGUGCUGCAUAAGAGACGUUCAUUGCCAUCCUGGAAGGGAUGGGCGACCCUAACGUGAGCCAGACACGAUGGCACUGGGGCGCUGAUCGUGCUGCAUAAGAGACGUUCGUCGCCAUCCUGGAAAGGAUAGGCGACCCUAACGUGAGCCAGACACGAUGGCGCUGGGGCGCUGAUCGUGCUGCAUAAGAGACGUUUGUCGCCAUCCUGGAAGGGAUGGGCGACCCUAACGUGAGCCAGACACGAUGGCGCUGGGGCGCUGAUCGUGCUGCAUAAGAGACGUUCGUCGCCAUCCUGGAAGGGAUGGGCGACCCUAACGUGAGCCAGACACGAUGGCGCUGGGGCGCUGAUCGUGCUGCAUAAGAGACGUUCGUCGCCAUCUUGGAAGGGAUGGGCGACCCUAACGUGAGCCAGACACGAUGGCGCUGGGGCGCUGAUCGUGCUGCAUAAGAGACGUUCGUCGCCAUCCUGGAAGGGAUGGGCGACCCUAACGUGAGCCAGACACGAUGGUGCUGGGGCGCUGAUCGUGCUGCAUAAGAGACGUUCGUCGCCAUCCUGGAGGGGAUGGACGAGCUGAACGUGAGCUGGGUACGAUGGCGCUGAGGGGCCGAUCGUACUGCAUAAGACGGUCGUCUCCAUCCUGGAGGGAAUGGGCGAGCCGAACCGUGAAUCUGGACACGAUGGCGCUGAGGGGCCGAUCGUGAUGCAUAAGACGUUCGUCGCCACCCUGGAAGGGAUGGACGAGCUGAACGUGAAUCUGGACACGAUGGCGCCGAGGGGCCGAUCGUGAUGCAUAAGACGUUCGUUGCCACCCUGGAAGGGAUGGACGAGCUGAACGUGAGCUGGGUACGAUGGCGCUGAGGGGCCGAUCGCACUGCAUAAGACGGUCGUCGCCAUCCUGGAGGGAAUGGGCGAGCCGAACCGUGAAGCCAGGGACGAUGGCGCCGAGGGGCCGAUCGUACGGCAUAAGACGGUCGUCGCCAUCCUGGAGGGAAUGGGCGAGCCGAACCGUGAAGCCAGACACGAUGGCGCUGAGAAGCCGAUCGUGCUGCAUAAGACGGUCGUCGCCAUCCUGGAGGGAACGGGCGAGCCGAACCGUGAAGCCAGAUACGAUGGCGCUGAGGGGCCGAUCGCACUGCAUAGGACGUUCGUCGCCAUCCUGGAGGGAAUGGGCGAGCUGAACGUGAGCUGGGUACGAUGGCGCUGAGGGGCCGAUCGUACGGCAUAAGACGGUCGUCGCCAUCCUGGAGGGAAUGGGCGAGCCGAACCGUGAAGCCAGACACGAUGGCGCUGAGAAGCCGAUCGUGCUGCAUAAGACGGUCGUCGCCAUCCUGGAGGGAAUGGGCGAACCGAAUCGUGAAGCCAGAUACGAUGGCGCUGAGGGGCCGAUCGCACUGCAUAGGACGUUCGUCGCCAUCCUGGAGGGAAUGGGCGAUCCGAACGUGAAAGAGACACGAUGGCGCUGAGGGGCCGAUCGUGAUGCAUAAGACGGUCGUCGCCAUCCCGGAGGGAAUGGGCGAGCCGAACCGUGAAGCCAGAUACGAUGGCGCUGAGGGGCCGAUCGCACUGCAUAGGACGUUCGUCGCCAUCCUGGAGGGAAUGGGCGAGCUGAACGUGAGCUGGGUACGAUGGCGCUGAGGGGCCGAUCGCACUGCAUAAGACGUUCGUCGCCAUCCUGGAGGGAAUGGGGCGAUCCGAACGUGAAAGAGACACGAUGGCGCUGAGAAGCCGAUCGUGAUGCAUAAGACGUUCGUCGCCACCCUGAAAGGGAUGGACGAGCUGAACGUAAGCUGGGUACGAUGGCGCUGAGGGGCCGAUCGUACUGCAUAAGACGGUCGUCGCCAUCCUGGAGGGAAUGGACGAGCCGAACCGUGAAUCUGGACACGAUGGCGCUGAGGGGCCGAUCGUGAUGCAGAAAAAUAGUGAUGAUCAUCUCAUGGCCCUCGGCCUCUCGCGGCCCUCGGCCGUGCUGGUGAUGUGUCAAGUCUCUCUCCUGAUUGGCUGUGAGAAGCCGAUCGUCUGCCAGGACUCCAUCCGGGAAGGAAUGGUGAGCCUGAAAUAAAUCUGGGCGAUGUCCCUCCUACCUGAUCUGGGGAGCUGGUAUUCGUCGUUUAAGACAAAAGAAAACCUGAUGUUAGCCGAUCGUCGUCGGCCACCUCAUUCUUCGUACUUAAGUUUUGUAAUUAUUCUUUUACAUAUGUUUUUCAGUUUGUACUUCCCGGCCAAUAGCGCCGAGGGAUAAAAUCAUUCUUUGCUCCGUGCUCUUCUGGCAUCUUUUUUUUUUUUUUUUGGAGUCUUUUAGUCUUCGUUCGUCAUUGGUCCUUGGUCCUACCGGCGUUCUUACAUCGAAGAGACGUUCGGUAUCCGCGGACAUCGCAAUGAGGAACAGGUAUAUCUACAUCGAGAUUCCCCCUUUUUUUUGUUCGUCCGUGGUCCUUUUAGUCUUACCGGCGUCUCUUGCUUCGAAGAAGACGUUCGGUACCCAAGGAACUCGCAGGGACGAACUGGUUUACCCUCACGGGUUCCCGACUUUGUUAUCCCACGUCCAUCGAUCCAUGGUCAUUGUGGGAUAAACAGGUUUAUCUUGGCAAAGCUCCCUUGGUUCGUCUAGCCCCCUCCGCGUCUCUACUAACCUCUACAUCGAGAGGCGUUCGUCUUCGGCGGUGGGAGAAGAUCUGGCACGCCCGGGCAAGAUUCCCUUCCACAUAGGAGCUACCCUCCUCUUCUCCCCAUCUUCUUUCUCUUUUUUUUUUUUUUUUGAGGGAGGCAAUCUAUAUUCUUCGUUCGUCCUUGGUUCUUGGUCCUACCGGCGCUCUUGCUUCGAAGAGACGUUCGGUAUCCGCGAAACUCACAAGGAGGAACAGGUUUAUCUACAUCGAGAUUCCCUAGCUCUUCUUAGUCCGUCCCUGGUCUGUGGUCCUACCGAUCUUCCUACAUCGAAGAAGACAUUCGGUAUCCAAGAAACUCGCAGGGAUCACGGGAUGUCACACAUAAUGGUGGUGGCAUAGCUAACGAAUAUAAUGACGAGGCGAUGGAGACGCUGGUCGUCAUGCGGAGGCGAUGGUCACCCUUCUGAAGGGAGGGGUGAGCCCAAUCGCUAACUCAAGAAGGUCGGCAUUGGGAGCCGAUAUACAAUGAUCAUAAUGUCGCUGAGCAGUCGGUCCUGAUAAUGGAGACGGCAAUAGUGUCCAGCUCAGGCCGAUAUAUCCGAGCAACGGCUCUCAUCCAACGCAGCGCGGGGAUGAAACCGGUCUUCAAAAGAUAAAUAUGUCGUGCCGAGAGGCCGAACAUAACAUGAUAGUGUCGGCAGUGAGAGGCCGACCUGAAAGAAUCAAACAAUGGUCCUCGUCCGCGAUGUGGCGGGGACGAGGCCGGUCUUCAAAAGAUAAGCACGCCAAGCCGAGAGGCCGGUCGUGGUAUGAUGAUGUCGGCGAUGAGAGGCCGAACAUGAUGUGAUAGUGUCGGCACUGAGGGGCCGACCUGCAAUCCAGCAACGGCUCUCAUCCGCGCAGUGCGGGGAUGAGGCCGGUCUUCAAAAGAUAAACACGCCGAGCCGAGAGGCCGGUCGUGAUAUAAUGAUGUCGGCAACGGGAGGCCGAUCAAGUGUAUCCGUGCAACGGCUCUCAUCCGCGCAGCGCGGGGAUGAUACCGGUCUUCAGGUGAUAAACACGCCGUACCGUGAGGUCGGUCGUGAUGUAAGGAUGGUCCCACGACCCUCGGCCGUAGUGGUCUCCUCUAGGCCACCGGCUCCUGGUGUGGAGAUGCUCGUAUCACGGCUCUCAGCCGUGAUGGUUUCCUCUUGGCCCUCGGCCUCUGGAUGAUGGAUGAUCGUCUCACGGUUCUUCGCCGUGGCAGUUCCCUCUAGACCCUCGGCCUCUAGGUGUUCUUCCUAGGCCAUCGGUCUCUGGGGUGGAGAUGCUCGUCCCACGGUUCUCAACCGUGGUGGUCUCCUCUAGGCCCUCGGCCUCUAGGUGGAGAUGCUCGUCUCACGGUCCUCAGCCGUGAUGGUCUCCUCUUUAGCCGGCCCUGCACGUCUUCAAGACUCGGGCCGAGCGUCUUCUAAUCAUUUCGCUCCCGCGCGCCGAGUGGCUUCAGCUACGCAAUAAGCAUGGUAACGGGCCGCACGGCCCGACAAUAUGUAUACACACAUAGCCAUCUGUAUGGCUCCCUUUUUAACAUCCACGAUUACCGGCCUAUGGGUCAUCGUGACCCUCGGCCCGGCUCAUCGUGCGGGGUUAAUGGACGUAGCAGCUCGCGGCGGGGCCAAUCAGCGGCCCGCCGAACGUUACAUAGAGAUAAUCAUUGGUCUGUGAGUUUGAAAACUCAGACCCAAGUUGGUCGCACUGCCCUCGAAAAAACGUGGUGGAGCGCUUCGGUGCCCUCGGGCCCCACAGGCCGCGUUUGGCACAGUCACUUCGCGCCUAAUGGCGCAGAUUACAUUGGGGUAUGAUCGUCGAUCGGGCACAUAGUGCCAUGCGGACUAAUGCGCAACCCUCAAAUUAAAAUGCGUCGUCGGGGCAUCGCCCUUCUGGAGACGCUCGGAUCGCUUAAUCAAGCCAACCGAGAGUGGGCCAACAGGCCCACAAGAAAUUAAAUAUCCAAUAAAAUGUUGGCUGAACCAACCAUCACUAGAGCUUCGCUCCACAUUAUUUAAUUCGGGACAUUUUUAUCCCUAAUAAAUAAUAGUGGUGUAACAGGUAAUAGCAAUGAUAUUUUCCUAUCAAAGGCCAUUCAGGUACGCUCCGCUCGCUAAUUAAAGCCGAUUGGGAGCGGGCCGACAGGCCCACAACAACGGUCAUUAAAUUUAAAUGACUGUUAAACUACUUAUCACAAGAGCGUCACUCGACAUUAUUUAAUUUUGGGAGUUUUAAUCCCUAAUAAAUAAUGGUGAUAAAAACUAAUAGCAAUAAUAUACCAUUGUAAAUUAAUUAAAAGGGUAGGAACAUGGACUUAGCUGGUGGAGACAAAGAUUCGGCCAAUUGGGAAUUCCUGAGGUUUAUUUUGAUUCCCUUUGGCUUUGACUUUGGCCAAAAUUCUCCCGCUUUACCCGUCUGCUACCAUUCAUCUUCGGACGUGGCCCUUUAAGAGCCAUAGCAUUUGUUCGGUGUGCAGUACUCCGUAUCCUCUGGAAAGCUGGCUGAAGCAACGGUUCACCAACCCAAGGCCACACGACGGAGGUACAAGCACUUGCAGCGGAAAAGGGGCGUCCGACUGGUCGGGUUCCGGUGGGAGAUCUGUUACUCGAGCUUUGAGAGUACCCUCCCCGAGCUCCAAACCCCCGUUAAUGGCAGAGGUCAAAGAAACUCCCAGUCGGCGGGUCCUCGCGUCGCGUCGGCAGAACAGGAUGGCCGGUGGAGGACUGGAGGUUCGAGCCGCGGUUGACCAGGUGGUGUGACGACUCAGGCGGUGGUCGGUGAAACCAGAUGCUGGCCACGAGCGACUCCGUUGCAGGCGGCGUUUCACCAGAAGCCGGGAUCACCAAAUGGAGCGCUGCCGCGAGCUCCAUCCAGCGCGCGUACACUCGCCUAAGGUUUCAUGGCGGCGGGAAUGAUGACGGCGGUUCCGGCGAUUCCGGCGGUUCCGGCAGCUCUGGCAGUUCCUUCCCAGAUCUGGAAUUUUCCAGAAUCAUUUUCUCAGAAAUUUUCUUCCUUCGGAAUCUUCUUCCUCCUAUUUUGCUUUCCAGAAUGCUUUUUCUUUGUUGGAAUCAGUCUACUCGUAUGAAUUUUUUGUAGAAACUCAAUAGAAACUCAAGAACAGUAGAAAUACAUGAAUCUUUUUGGACAGAUUCCCACAGACGGCGCCAGUGUUGAGUUUAAUCCAACACGAUAUACUCCCUCCGUCCCUAUUAACUUUGCCAAGUUUGACCGGCACGGGAAUUAAUAAAGUAAAAAUUGUGUGGUUGAGGUUUGUGCAGAGGAGAGAGAAUUAACUGAAACCACAAAUUCUUUACUUAAAUGGGAAAGUGGCAAAGUUAUUGGGACAUCCAAAAAAGGAAAGUUGGCAAAGUUAUAAGGGACGGAGGGAGUAGUAAAUAUAUGUAUGAACACUCAGUUUUUACGUGGAAACCCGAAAGGGAGAAAACCACGGGACUUUUUAGGCUAAUGUCCAAGUCCUCUCUUUCUCAUUAGGACUCUCCUCACCAUUACAUAGUACAUUUUGAGCUCCUAUUAAUGGAGUCUUGCAAGCUAUUCUAGAAGAGGAAAGAAGAAGGAAGGGAUCCUUUUACAUGGAGGGAAACCUCCUAUUUAUAGGGAAUAGGGGGAAAGGGGGCUCUCCACCCUAACGGGCCGAAUGGGCCAAAAUGGGCCCAAAGGCCGAAACAGGCCUGAUAGGCUAAAAUGGGCCUUACUGAUUGGGCUCCGUACUACGUAAAGUCUUGGGCUCCUG